AUGAUGCGGGGAGAAGAGAGACCAGUUCUCAGAUACCAGGAACGAGUUCAAAUUGCAUUUUCGAAUAUAUUCCGGAAAUUCCUACGUGAUGAUCCUGCCUGGGUAGAAUCAGUCGAUGAAUUGUUACCGAAAAAUACAAUUUUCAGAAAGGUGGAUGAUACACGUGAUGUCGUUGAGAUUCCGUCAGUUGCAAGACUUGUGGAAUCACUUCCCAACGAGUUGAAUGCGACACCUCAGUUUUUAUUUAGGUUAUACAGAGAUCUUCCAUCACCGGGAGUCGCAUAUCUGUCCAAAGCCUCUCGAGGGACUCUUCUUCGUCGGUUCGGUGGCCCUGCUAAUAGGCGUCUGGUCGAUGCCCGCCGCUACCUAGCACUUGUGGAUGACAUGAUCAGUGCUGAUCUAGCCAUGUCUCGUUCAAUGUGGUCGACGGCUAUUUCCAUGGCUGGUCGAAGUAACAGCGGCAAGGUGUCGAAGUGGCGACUAAUUAGAGCAAUUGGUCUCUGGCAGCAGAUGGAACAUGUCGCUGGGAUCAAAGCAGACGAUGUGGUCUUCAACAUUUUGUUUGAUAUUGCCAUCAAAUCCAACAACUUCAUUGUUGCCGAUCGUUUGGAGGGAGAAAUGGAAAAGCGAGAUAUUCGAUUCUCGCGAGAAGGUCUCGUCUCAAAGAUCUAUUCUUAUGGGAUGAAAGGAGAUGUGGAAGGUAUCCGUGAAACCUUUGAUAUUUUCGUCAAAUCAGGAGAGCUUGUCGACACAGUCGUUUUGAAUUGUAUGCUGGCCUCGUCUCUACGAGCCGGUGACCGUGGAACCGCCGAGGAAAUCUAUGCAAAAAUGAUUGAUGCACAGCAAGCCGUACUAAGCAAUAAUCCUGAAAAGUCCAGAUUUCUUGACAACACUGCAGCCCUAUCCUCAGAUCUUGGUUUUUAUCGCAGAGAGACGAGAGAGAUCGGCCGUUUUUUGAAAUCGUCUAAAAAGCUGAAAAAGCGCCGCCCCGCAAUCCACCGCGCCCUUCAAAACUCAUUACCUAUGACUCCUGACACUAGGACCUUUUAUAUUCUUCUUCAACACUGUGCGCGGGUCAGUGGUAAUUUUACCAUGUUCAUGAAUGUCCUAAGAGACAUGGAAACUACAUUUGCUGUUCCUCCUCGCCACAUGAUUUACAUCCUUCUCUUUGAAGCGUUCGCUUUACAUGGGAGACAUAAGAAGCGCUUCUGGACCGCAGAAAGACUACGCUUAACCUGGAUGGCGUUCAUUCGAGCUCUCCGCGAGUCAAGUAUCAGAGUCAGAGAUGUUCAUAGCGAAACCCCAGCAGUUUGGGAAAACCCGUUCGGGCCCGUGGGAGUUGACAUCGAAGCUCCUGUCGAUGAUACAUCUAAUUCCACGCCUGGGAACGAUAAGGGGCUCUAUAUUUCUUUUUCAUCAACCUCAGAUUCUGGCGAGAAGGUGGAGGCUCGCGAGGAUGCUAUCGGGACUCCUGAAGCCCCUGUGGAUGGUAAAUCCAAUUUUACGCUUGGGAAGAACGAGGAGCUCUAUAUGUCUUUUCCACCAACUUCCAAUCCUGGCGAGAAGGUGAAGGCUUACGAGGAUGCCCUCGGGAUUCUUGUGAAUCACGAUUCUCAUCUUGAAAUGAACAGCCAAGCGACACUGGAAAAUGCGACAGAAAAAGUCAAACGACAAGUUGAAGAUCACGCCAACUUGGCCGAAGAGAAUGAGAUUGAAAUCGCUGAGAAAUUAUCAGCCAUUGAAGAAGAGGAAAUUAUUGAGCAAGCCUCGGUCAUCGAAAAUGAGAGCGAAAAUCAGACUUGGGGCUACGAAAACGAUCAAACCUCAGAGUAUGAUUGGGUCAUGGACACAUUACCUGCCUCUGAAGAAUCGCCCGCCGUCGAAGGUGCGCUCAACCAGCCUGAUAAUCAUUUCAAGCUUAACCAGUCUGAGAACCGUCUUCAGGAUGGUGUCUUCCUCGGACCUCGCAUGAUUACCAUGAUCCUGCGAGCCUUUGGUACUUGCUAUGGUCCUCAUGAGGUCAUGGAGGUUUGGCUGCAACUUGAAGAACUCUGGCCACCUAGUAAGCGCAAGGCGAAUGAUCUGCUUGGUAUCAAAGAAGUACUAGACGAACAGAUGGCACGGGGGCCACCUCCGUGGAGUGUAAAAUAUGGCGAAGACCACACACAGGGGUGA
Messenger RNA from Penicillium taxi, 2175 nucleotides. Its product is annotated as pentatricopeptide repeat protein. The record is from RefSeq and is a predicted model, not a curated record. Bases 1 to 2175 code for a protein of 724 amino acids. NCBI's taxonomy places the organism in Eukaryota, Fungi, Ascomycota, Eurotiomycetes, Eurotiales, Aspergillaceae. The transcript has a single exon. Gene Ontology annotation, molecular function: protein binding.